AGCAUCCUUCGUGAAGACAAAAAUGGCCCCAUGAAACAAGCUGGAAUAUUCGCGCAGUGUGUGUGCGCUAUGCCAAUCUGAAGGAUUUAAUUUGGAAAAGCACCGACUUCACGGAUGGAAGGUUAGGUUAUUUCCUGCAUAAGACAGCAUUCGCCAUUUGACGUCUCAGAUGGCUUUUAUGUCGAGAUUCUCCCGGUCCAGGAGCAACUCUAGAUCGCCGAGUCGGAAGGAUGCGGAGAAAGGAUCUCCCAUGCUCACAGUCGGCGAGCUGGAGAGGCUGCUGUACACUGGGAAAACAGCCUGUAAUCACGCCGAUGAAGUAUGGCCAAACCUCUAUAUAGGUGACCAGGAGAUCGCUGCAGAUCGCCGGGAGCUGGCGAAGCUUGGCAUUACCCACAUCCUGAACUGUGCCCAGAGCAAGUGGAGAGUGGGCGCCGAGUACUACGCUGGCAUGAAUAUCACCUACCAGGGCAUCGAGGCUCACGACUCACCCACGUUUGACAUGAGCGUAAACUUCUAUCCCGCCUCGGAGUUCAUCCACAAAGCACUCAGCAAUGGAGGGAAAGUCCUUGUGCAUUGUGCGGUUGGUGUCAGUAGAUCAGCCACACUUGUGCUGGCUUACCUGAUGAUUCGGCAGAACAUGACCCUGGUGGAGGCCAUCAAGACGGUGAAGGACCAUCGCGGUGUCAUCCCCAACCGAGGCUUCCUGCGGCAGCUCAACGGCCUGGAUGGGAUCCUCCGCUCCAGUCGCAGUGGGCCAUAAGUGUGUGCGGUGGGGUGGGGGCACAGUGGUAGAGCCCAAAUCCUUGCCCGUAGAUUUUAAGUUGUGUCUGGGGUAAAAGUAGAGAUGCUUUUUAUGAAAACAAACAAACAAAGAAAAAAAUCGGUUCAGAGCCAGAGUCGUGGUUAGAGUCUUAUGCAUUGUGGUCAGUAUAGAUAUGCCUUAAUGUAUACGUCUCCUAGGGAUGUAUGUGCUCAAUGCCUUAUUCGGUCCUGUCCACUGCCAUCUGGGAUGGAACUACAGCACUCGCUGGGCCACCUGAUAACUUCAUGAUGAUUUUAAUGCAUAUAUUUUAAAGCAUAGAUUUUAAGGCAUACAGAACAUUCCAUAUCAUGACUCAUGGGAGGUGUCCAUCAUAUCACAGGACAGGAGGAGAUUGUGGUUACUGUUGGCUGAAGGGCAGUCAUAAGUGCUUUUGAUUGUCUUGAAAUAUUUGAAUGCCAAACCAAAGUAGCAUGCGGUGUGGCAUUAGAACUGAAUGUGCAAUGCUUGAUGAUGCAUCUGCCUGACCACCCUGCUACCCCCCCCCCACACACACACACACACACACACAAAAAAAAAAGAGAGAGGAUAGGAAAAGCUUUAAUUGCAUUCACAGACUUUUUUAAGAGAACAGCUGCGCAUAUUGGCUUCAAGUCUGGAUAAUCCAGUUGCUCAUGAAUACUUUAUUAUCAUAUUCUCCAAUGAUAUAUUAUUGAUAUGCAUGAGUCCUUUAUUUUUUAAAAGUGUAUUGCUUUAUUUUCUGUGUGUAAGCACUAAGCAGAUUCUACUCUUCUUUACAAUAUGAAGUCCAUGAAAUAUGGUAUUAGUUCUUAAUGGUAUUUGCCUCCUUGAUAAAACACAUGCACGGUUUUAAUUCAUUAGCACCAAGUAUCGAAGUAUAUCAUGAAAGUACAUUUUAUUUUAUUUGUGGGGCAAAUCCAUCAGGACUGACAUUACUAAUUGGUUUUAAUUUGCAGAACAUUACUCUACAGCAGCCAUUGUAGAUAUUAUUGUAGAUAUUAUUAAGUUCCGAGUUUUAUGACUAGAGGGUCGUUCACACCAAGAACGAUAACUGUAACAAUAACAACAUGAAGAACGAUAUCACUGGGGAUAUUGCGAUUUUGAGAACGAUAAAAAUCUGAGAGCCAAUCAGAAUCUAUCACAUUUUAGCCAUCUCAUUCAUCGACACUGACAUUGGUCAUUGUGGACGCUUUUAUCGUUAUAGUUAAAAUUAUCUUUAUAGUUAUCGUUCCUGGUGUGAAUGACCCUUAAGUAUGCUUGGCCCUUGCUUGACGUGGAAGCAAAGUCACUGUUAUAGUGGGCUGUUAGUGUUUUGUUUGCUAUGAAUAAGUUACUCAUAGACUCUAGUAAGAGAACUGUGAAGGCUGCAAAACAAUUUUGAUAGCUGGAUAAUCGGUAACUAUGAAUGUUUUUUGUGGCUGAUGUUACAUACUGACUAUACUAUCUUUGAGACCAGGCACUGGGAUAUUUUUUAAAGUUCUUCCUGAGGGUAAUAAUUAUGGUUGAGUAUUCCAUUUACUGUAUCAGACUGAUAUAGGGAAAUGAAAAUAUAGACAUGUCAUUGUUAUUAAUGACAUUUCAAUUGCACCUAUUUGUUGGGGUGUCAUGAAAGCCAGGACAGACUGAAUGGAUUAAACAGAUAAUUUCCACUCUCAGGUAUUCUAAAGCUAUUAUAAACCAUGUCCACCUAUUGAUGGAUUUGCCCUGUAGCAUUUUAGUAGCAAACACACUUCAAGGUAUUCGUUUUUAGAGAAACCCCUGACAGCUAGAACUUGUGCCAAUGCUGAGGGCACAGUUGAGAAAGGUCACCUCCACACUCCACCCUCAAGUUAAAAUCCUAUGGCUACAAUGAGUUGGAUGCAAAGGUUUGAGUUGGAGUCCCAGGGACCAUAUUUGUUGUUAAUACAUGCUAGGCCUACAGAUUGACUCAUGGCAUGUGGUCAUGGGGAUGGAUAUGUUCAAGACAACUUGGAGCUCAGGUAAAUACAAGAUCCAAGUUGGUUGUAAAGAUUUGAACAUCAUCCACCAACAAGUUCAAGUCAGAAACUCAGGCACCCAUAUUGACCUCACUGACUCCUGGACAUCAAUACAUUGUGAUCAGUGCGUAUUGAUUUUGUAUGCAUUAUAAUGGAAAUGCAUACCUUUGCUACCUUUUUAAACAUCUGUAAAAGAAGUUUUUGGUUCGGUACUUUUGAAGUAUCGACACUCAAAAGCACUUUGGUUCCAGGUCAGCCGCUCCCGAAUCUCUGAGUUCCAAAUGGUCUUGAACACUGGCAGCUGGUAGUCUAAAAACACCACUGACACCUUUAUGCCACAUACAGUAUCUCAAACCACUGUUUUGAACAUAUGUAUCCAGCUUACAACUGCCAGCAUACGUAGCUAAUAAUGUAUUAGAGGGUUUUGAUGUUUAUACUGUAGGACAGCACAAGGGAAUGGAUCUCUAUGUGCAGGACACUUCCUGUUGGGGUACACGGUACACUAGUAAACAGUCAAAGACAUCAAGGAAAAGCUGUCCUUGUGAUCUUUAAAGUGCAAGCAAACAACCCAAACAAGCAUGACUCACUGCACCAGUGUUGCCCCCUCUUUCAGGGAGAGGGAGGCAUGGAGAUCAAAACUUUGUUAUGCGUUCACAAAUCAAAGAGCCGGGGGGGGGGGGGGGGUACUUAUUGGAAGUGUAAAGACACUGCGUCUGAGACUGAGUUUUUUUCAUGGGCAGAGUGAGUGGGAAGGGAGGUCUGUGGGUCAUCCACGAAGGGAAUCCAUUGAAGUGGCAAGCAAUUUCACCUGCAAUACGAUUGUGUGGUGUAACCAGCAGCUUGCUGAAAGAAUAGCAGUCAAGUGUGUCUUUACACUUACCACAUUUGUUCACAUGUUUUUUUUUUGUUUUUUCAUUGCUACACAGUGUUGAAUUAUGAUUACACUGUAGCUGACAGAAACAAAUAACAUUUUAAAAGAAAAAAUGCCUCAACAUCUGUGGUAUUAAAAUUAAAUGUUGUUCAGCAUCACUAUACAUUACAUUCUUAGUGUUUUUGUUUCCACUUGAAUUGUUUUUCACAGAAAGGCUAUGUUUGUGAGGCUAUGUUUAGCAGGCUCAACAAAAAUGUAGCAAACUGUAGAUAAGUAUAUUUAAGACUUGUGAACAGUGACAGUGCUGUCUGUGGAGUUUUCAGUGUUUCAAGUGUUAUUUGUCAAUCCUCACAAUUUCUCAUCUAGAAAUGACAACCCAUAAUGUCCGACGAGUUCCUUAGGAUUAGCAAAAAUAGGUCUCUAUGCAAUGAUCAAUACAGUGGUUCGGUUUCCACGGUAAUGAGUAGUAUUCUGGAAUUGCAGUAGCAACUAGCAAGAGUAAUAUUCCAACUGCUGAUUUCUAAUUGUCUAGGAAAUUAGUCCUCUGUCAAUGUAUUAUUUAACCUACAUCUGAUCAAAGGUAGAAGUGAGAAUCUAAACUGUCUAGGUGUACAGCAUCCAGCCAGGCUGGCUAACCCCGGCCCAGAUCUCUGUACCUGCCAGGACUCUUGUGGGUCAGUUCCAGGUCUGUUCUGGAAUAAGACUCUGCCCGAGAAUCUAGCCUACUCUAGUCUCUCUCCACCAGUGAACUGGGAGUCAUUGUCAUAGUAUCCCCACUGUCCCAGUAAGUACAUCGUAUUUACUGUGUCAGGUGGCUUUGGUCCAUGGUUUAUUUAAAGCCAAAGUCAGUGUAAUGGUUAUAAUGGUGGUAUUUCUGGCUAUCACAGUAUUUAAAUGUGACUAUGCCUGAAGAGAUAAAAUAUGUGUGUUUGAGGGGUGAGGUUGACCUUACAAAGAAUGAUGUUGGACUGAAAAAUCUUUUUCAUUUGGCAUGAAUAGUAUUGAGAGACAGUUAAGGGAGUUAGCCUUGAAAUGGUUCAUUAUGUUUAGUGGUGGUGAUACUUUUCCCAGAUGAGGAAUGCAAAUGGGAAACUUAGUGUCUUGUAAAGUCUGUGUAAAUUGGUGUUACUCCAUUGUAGUAAAUGUGUAAGUAUUGUUGGACUGUAACAUGUCUGUGCCUGUUUCUACACUUGUACUUUCCCAUUUGGAACAAGACUUUCUAUAGUGAUACUUGAAUUAUUUUUGAUGGUCAUUAUUUUUCUAUCACUGGAACUGUCAGAUGAAAUAAAAUUGAUGGAAUGACAA
Messenger RNA from Alosa sapidissima (American shad), 4936 nucleotides. RefSeq names its product dual specificity protein phosphatase 26-like. The coding region runs from base 170 to 763 and encodes 197 amino acids. The transcript is spliced from 4 exons. Gene Ontology annotation, molecular function: MAP kinase phosphatase activity; protein tyrosine/serine/threonine phosphatase activity. Gene Ontology annotation, biological process: protein dephosphorylation; negative regulation of MAPK cascade. Lineage: Eukaryota; Metazoa; Chordata; Actinopteri; Clupeiformes; Clupeidae. The record is from RefSeq and is a predicted model, not a curated record. Gene Ontology annotation, cellular component: cytoplasm.